AUGGACACCGAGCUGUCGGUCCUCAACGCAAAUCCAACCAGAAUUCCGGGACCAAACCUGUUGCAUCACCUCAUCACCCCUUCAUGCGAGCUGCCAGCCAUUGAUCACCUAUCCCGCGGCCAGACGACGUUGUAUUCGUACCGUCAACUUCACGAUGCUGCCGAUGCCAUCGCGAAUCGCAUAUCCAACCAUUGUGCGUUCACUGGCCGCCCUCGGCCGGACCUGGUGGUUCCAGUACUCAUCCAUCAGUCUCCAUUGCUAUACGUCUCCCUACUUGCAAUCCUCAAAGCUGGUGGUGCCUUUUGUCCACUGUAUAUCGAUGCUCCCCCGGAACGAAUUAGGUUCAUUCUCAAUGACGUCUCGGCGGAAAUGGUCCUCGUGUCAGAUGAUCUCGUGCCGCGGAUACCAUCAGAUGUCGAUGUCGAACUCAUCCGAGUUGAUCGGAUGGACGCAUAUGCCUGCGCGGGAGCUCCUGACCACCGGAAACCCACGCCAGAGGACCUCGCCUACGUUAUGUACACCUCCGGCUCAACAGGAACACCUAAAGGCGUCGGCAUCUCCCACUCUGCUGCGACGCAAGCAUUGCUAGCCCACCAUCGCCACAUCCCAUCCUUCUCUCGAUUUCUCCAGUUCGCUGCUCCGACCUUUGACGUCUCCGUUUUCGAAAUAUUCUUUCCACUAUUCCGAGGCAGCACGCUCAUUUCUGUGCCGAGAGAGGAAAUGCUGGAUGAUCUGCCCAUGGUUCUGCGAAAUAUGCAUAUUGACGCCUGUGAACUGACGCCCACCGUUGCUGGAAGUUUGCUCAGGAAAAGAGAGCAUGCCCCCAAGCUGAAACUUUUGCUAACGAUUGGCGAGAUGCUGAAUUCCCUCGUCGUGAACGAGUUUGGAGGGUGCCCGGGCAAGGAAAGUGUUCUCUGGGCCAUGUACGGGCCCACCGAGGCCACCAUCCACUGGUAUGAUGCCUGA
Drechmeria coniospora is the source of this 966-nucleotide messenger RNA. RefSeq lists its product as uncharacterized. Gene Ontology annotation, biological process: amino acid activation for nonribosomal peptide biosynthetic process; secondary metabolite biosynthetic process. Gene Ontology annotation, cellular component: cytoplasm. The transcript has a single exon. NCBI's taxonomy places the organism in Eukaryota, Fungi, Ascomycota, Sordariomycetes, Hypocreales, Ophiocordycipitaceae. The record is from RefSeq and is a predicted model, not a curated record. Gene Ontology annotation, molecular function: phosphopantetheine binding. Bases 1 to 966 code for a protein of 321 amino acids.